CCUCCUCCUCCGCUCACCCACUCCUCCGGGUCCUGGGUCGCUGCUGCCCUUGGCUUUGGCCCGUCACCCCCGCCCGGGGACCCCUGGUGCCUCCGCUCCUGGGCUGCGGGGGAGCCCAGCAGAGACCAUGAGGAAAUUCAAGAAGGUGCUGGACGGCCUGACCGCCGGCUCCUCCUCGGCCUCGCAGCAGCAGCAACAGCAGCAGCACCCGCCAGGGAACCGGGAGCCUGAGAUCCAGGAAACGCUCCAGUCCGAGCACUUUCAGCUCUGUAAGACUGUUCGCCAUGGAUUUCCCUAUCAACCUUCAGCCCUGGCCUUUGAUCCUGUACAGAAGAUCCUGGCAGUGGGAACUCAGACUGGUGCUUUAAGGCUCUUUGGUCGUCCGGGAGUAGAAUGUUAUUGCCAACAUGACAGUGGAGCUGCUGUAAUUCAGCUCCAGUUCCUGAUUAAUGAGGGAGCUCUUGUGAGUGUCUUGGCUGAUGACACCUUACACUUAUGGAAUUUACGUCAGAAAAGGCCUGCCAUACUACAUUCACUUAAAUUUUGUCGGGAAAGGGUUACAUUUUGCCAUCUGCCUUUCCAGAGUAAGUGGCUCUAUGUGGGUACUGAACGAGGUAAUAUACAUAUUGUCAAUGUGGAGUCCUUCACACUCUCAGGCUACGUCAUUAUGUGGAAUAAAGCCAUUGAACUAUCAUCUAAAUCUCACCCAGGGCCUGUUGUCCAUAUAAGUGAUAAUCCAAUGGAUGAGGGAAAGCUUUUGAUUGGCUUUGAAUCUGGAACAGUAGUCUUAUGGGACCUCAAAUCAAAGAAAGCUGACUAUAGAUACACAUAUGAUGAGGCUAUUCACUCUGUUGCUUGGCAUCAUGAAGGAAAACAAUUUAUUUGUAGUCAUUCAGAUGGCACCUUGACCAUCUGGAAUGUGAGGUCCCCUGCUAAGCCUGUACAGACAAUCACACCACAUGGAAAACAGUUAAAGGACGGGAAGAAACCAGAACCAUGCAAACCUAUCCUCAAGGUGGAGUUCAAAACGACGAGAUCUGGGGAGCCUUUUAUUAUUUUAUCAGGAGGUUUGUCAUAUGAUACUGUAGGAAGAAGACCUUGCUUAACAGUAAUGCAUGGGAAAAGUACUGCUGUGCUGGAGAUGGACUAUCCAAUUGUUGACUUCCUGACACUCUGUGAAACACCAUACCCAAAUGAUUUUCAAGAACCGUAUGCUGUUGUUGUUCUUCUAGAAAAGGAUUUAGUACUUAUAGACCUUGCACAAAACGGAUAUCCUAUAUUUGAAAAUCCCUACCCUUUGAGUAUACAUGAGUCUCCUGUUACAUGUUGUGAAUAUUUUGCUGAUUGUCCUGUGGACCUUAUUCCUGCACUUUAUUCUGUUGGAGCUAGACAGAAACGUCAAGGUUACAGCAAAAAGGAAUGGCCCAUCAAUGGAGGUAAUUGGGGCUUGGGUGCUCAGAGUUACCCAGAAAUAAUUAUUACAGGGCAUGCUGAUGGGUCAGUUAAGUUCUGGGAUGCUUCUGCAAUAACUCUACAAGUAUUAUAUAAACUAAAAACAUCUAAAGUAUUUGAAAAGUCAAGAAAUAAAGAUGACAGACCAAAUACAGACAUUGUAGAUGAAGAUCCAUAUGCCAUUCAGAUCAUCUCCUGGUGCCCAGAAAGUAGAAUGCUGUGCAUAGCUGGAGUUUCAGCUCAUGUCAUUAUUUAUAGAUUCAGCAAACAGGAAGUGAUUACAGAAGUUAUUCCGAUGCUUGAAGUUCGGUUGUUAUAUGAAAUAAAUGAUGUGGAAUCUCCAGAAAGUGAGCAGCCACCACCUUUGUCAACGCCUGUAGGAGGUUCCAAUCCUCAGCCCAUUCCUCCACAGUCUCAUCCCUCUACCAGCAGCAGUUCAUCUGAUGGACUUCGUGAUAAUGUACCUUGUUUAAAAGUUAAAAACUCACCACUUAAACAGUCACCAGGUUAUCAGACAGAACUAGUUAUUCAGUUGGUAUGGGUAGGUGGAGAACCACCACAACAAAUAACCAGCCUGGCAGUCAAUUCUUCCUAUGGACUGGUGGUUUUUGGCAACUGUAAUGGCAUUGCUAUGAUUGACUACCUCCAGAAAGCAGUACUGCUCAAUCUGGGCACCAUAGAAUUAUAUGGCUCUAAUGAUCCUUAUCGGAGAGAACCUCGAUCUCCUCGUAAAUCUCGACAACCUUCAGGAGCAGGUCUAUGUGAUAUUAAUGAAGGGAUUGUAGUCCCAGAGGAUCGCUGCAAAUCUCCAACUUCUGCAAAGAUGUCAAGGAAGUUAAGCUUACCUACUGACCUGAAACCUGAUUUAGAUGUAAAAGAUAAUUCCUUCAGCAGAUCACGGAGUUCAAGUGUCACAAGCAUAGACAAAGAAUCCCGAGAAGCAAUCUCUGCUCUUCAUUUCUGUGAAACUUUUACUCGAAAGGCGGACUCGUCCCCUUCCCCAAGUCUGUGGGUUGGAACAACACUAGGAACAGUGCUUGUCAUUGCACUGAACCUUCCCCCAGGAGCAGAGCAAAGACUUCUUCAGCCCGUGAUUGUUUCUCCAAGUGGUACUAUAUUGAGACUUAAAGGUGCAGUCCUGAGAAUGGCAUUUCUGGAUACCACAGGCUGCUUAUUGCCACCUGCAUAUGAACCCUGGAAAGAACAUAAUGUUCCUGAAGAAAAGGAUGAAAAAGAAAAAUUGAAAAAACGGCGACCUGUCUCAGUAUCUCCCUCCUCUUCUCAGGAAAUUAGUGAAAACCAAUAUGCAGUGAUAUGUUCUGAAAAGCAAGCAAAAGUAAUCUCACUGCCAACCCAGAACUGUGCUUAUAAGCAAAACAUUACAGAAACCUCCUUUGUGCUUCGUGGAGAUAUUGUAGCAUUGAAUAACAGCAUCUGCCUUGCAUGUUUCUGUGCUAAUGGCCAUAUUAUGACUUUCAGUUUGCCAAGUUUAAGGCCUCUGUUGGAUGUGUAUUACUUGCCUCUCACCAAUAUGCGGAUAGCCAGAACAUUCUGCUUCACCAACAAUGGACAAGCAUUAUAUCUUGUUUCACCUACAGAAAUUCAGAGACUUACAUAUAGUCAAGAGACCUGUGAAAAUCUUCAGGAGAUGUUGGGUGAACUCUUCACUCCUGUAGAAACACCUGAAGCACCAAACAGGGGAUUCUUUAAAGGCUUGUUUGGAGGUGGUGCACAGUCCCUUGAUAGAGAAGAACUAUUUGGAGAGUCAUCCUCAGGAAAAGCUUCACGGAGUCUUGCACAGCAUAUCCCUGGCCCUGGUGGCAUUGAAGGUGUGAAAGGGGCAGCCUCUGGAGUUGUUGGUGAAUUGGCACGAGCCAGGUUGGCACUGGAUGAAAGAGGGCAGAAGCUUGGUGACUUAGAAGAAAGAACAGCAGCUAUGUUAUCAAGUGCAGAUUCAUUUUCUAAACAUGCUCAUGAGAUGAUGUUGAAAUACAAAGAUAAAAAGUGGUACCAGUUCUGACACCCAGAAUCCAAUUAAGUCCAACUUCAGCCAGAAGGAAAAAAAUUUCCUUUUUUAUUUCACUGAUUUAAGAAAGUUAACAUUCAACGGAUGUUCAUCGCUGAAUACUUUCUAGCACAAUCAUGCACUGUUUUACCUCAGUCAAUUGGCAUUAACUGAGGGGCGUUCACACACACACUCAAAAUGGAAUAUAUGGUGUGUGCAGGCUGUGAGUUGACAAUUUGGAUACUAACCAAGUCACGUGUGACAGAUGAAGAAACAAAAGGGGAAGCUGAGGAGACAUGGCAGGGACUAUUCCUUGGAUCAUUCCUGUAUUAAACUUUUAUAUGCCAAAAGAUUUCAUGCUGUUGUGUCUGCCAUCAGUGUUUGACCUGUUUUGGGGAGAGGCAGUAAGUCCAAAGUUCUGAAGCUGAAGUAGUUUGUGUCAUCAGACUGGAUUAUAAACAGUUGUAUUGGACUUUCCCUCCCUUAAAUUGACUGGUCAUCAGUAUCAUUAGUGAAAAAGAAACAAAACUAUUUCCCUUUCUUUAGACUAAGCUGAAUGGUGGGCUUUAAAUAAUAAAAUCAUACACAUAGUUGACUUGUG
This is a messenger RNA of Marmota flaviventris (yellow-bellied marmot), 4058 nucleotides long. RefSeq names its product syntaxin binding protein 5 (gene Stxbp5). Gene Ontology annotation, molecular function: GTPase activator activity; syntaxin binding; myosin II binding. Gene Ontology annotation, biological process: Golgi to plasma membrane transport; exocytosis. The record is from RefSeq and is a predicted model, not a curated record. Gene Ontology annotation, cellular component: SNARE complex; plasma membrane; cytoplasm. Lineage: Eukaryota; Metazoa; Chordata; Mammalia; Rodentia; Sciuridae.